This is a messenger RNA of Pelobates cultripes (western spadefoot toad), 36330 nucleotides long. The record is from the annotation of a GenBank genome assembly. Lineage: Eukaryota; Metazoa; Chordata; Amphibia; Anura; Pelobatidae.
UUUUCAUCUCAGAACACCUGAAGACCCAAAGGUUCCCUAUAAAUAGGGCUGUUUUAAUUAAGUGUAUAUAACAUUUCUAAAUUAUCUUUCUGCAGGUGCCAUGUUUCAAGACCACCAGGAAGACUGAGGAUACCAUUAAUAUUUCCAGAAUAGGCUAAAAGAAAUUAACCUGUCUCUGAGGUGACUAAAGGGGAAUAAUGGUGAUUUUGCGCCGGGCUCGGCCGCCUGCUUCCGCCCCAACCAGCAAUGAAUCUUGACUCGCUCUCGCUGGCCUUGUCUCAAAUCAGUUACCUUGUGGACAAUUUAACAAAGAAAAACUACAGAGCCAGCCAGCAAGAAAUACAACACGUAAGUGGGACACUUUGUGGAGCUUCUCAGCGAUACCAUGCUACUGGUGGAUUUAAUUGCUGCACAAACUGUGUGAAGCAGCGUCUGCUGGAAAACUCCUGCCUGUGGAAAUCAAUGCAUGGGCUCAGUGGUUAAGCCCUUUUAUUUUUUAGUUUUCUGGAUCCUUUUUCAAUAAGCUAGGCAAUUCUUUGGGCGAAUGGCUCCUAAAUGUUAUGCUGAGUAUAUUUUGUCUAUUAAAGGGACACUCCGCUGACAAAAUACAAAACAAAUAAAAUUGACUAGUAGAUAUGCCCCUAAUGAGAACAUACAUGGACUUAUUAUUUUUUUAAUUCUGGGGGGCAGGGGAGUGUCUAAAAACAGCUUGCAAAUUAUUUUUUGGUCUCUUGUCUGCAGCCUUUUCAAGUCCUCCCCUUUUAACUCCACCCAGACUUUCUAUUGCUGUCCAAUCAGUUCAGGCAAUUGCUGCCUCUUCAGUUUAGUUCCACUGAGCUAAACAAACCAGGAAGUAAGAGGGUGACUGACGGCCAAGGGGGUGUAACAAGGUUCAUUUAUAAAAGUGGCAAAUUUCCAUUAAAAUCUGUAAUUUCUGAAAAAUGAAACCCUUAUCGCACAAAGCUUUUCAAAAAGUUUUUUUUAGAUGUCUGGAGUGUCCCUUUAAGAACAAGACUCAUGCUAUUUUGCAAGUUGUUUUCUGUUUAACAGUAUUGUUCUGCUCUAUCUUGGUGUACCCACCCAUAUUAUAUAUUCAAAAAGGGUAAAUGGCCAUUUUCAGGCUCUCUAUCCUUCUACUUAAAGGACCACUAUAGGCACCCAGACCACUUCAGCUCAAUAGACAAAAAAUCUAUUUAUCAACAAAAUCACAGAUAGCUAUGUACUUAACUUGGUACAAUGUAGAUAGCUUCCCUAGAGGCCUUUCCCACUCAAGCCUGUUUUUCAUAUUUUAGCACCUAGCUGUAUCCCUAUUUCUAUUUUCUAUCCAUCUGAUACUACAAACAGCACAUAGUGUUGUACAGUGUAUAUAUAAAUAAAACACUGUGAUGUUAGAUUGCACUCACAAGAUAGAAAUCAGGUAAACGCCUUGAAAUCCACAUAGGGAUUACACUGGUCUGCUUUCCACCAUGGAAGAUAGUAAAUAGUCAGCAGGUACUUCAGGAUCCAAAUGCAAAAAAAUGCAUUUAUUAAGGCACAAAUUGCCUAAUAAAAUGUAGUAUCAAAGAAUAUAUUAAAACAUCUAACGCGUUUUGUCCAACACAGUGGACUUCAUCAGAGUUAAAAAUAAACAGCAAUACAUAUGCAUAGUACCCACCCACCCUCAGUCCCAUUAAAUACAGUUAUCCAAUGUAAUUGAAGAGCAGUCCAUGUGUGACUGAAUUCCAGAUGGAUUUCAUUGGUGGACAGAGGCCAGUUUUUCCCAAUAGGUCUUCAUGCUUUGUGUCCUCAUGUUUGUAAUUGUUGGUAUGAAUUUUCGCAGGCUUGUUUAGUUGGAUCGGCUUGCGUUCCACGCGUCCGUUCCGGUCAGUCCUGAAUGCUAUAUGCGUUCCAUUGCUAUAGUCAUGUGUUCCACACACAAACCUAUUGCUCAAGUGACCAUAACAUAUAGAAUAUUCAAUAUAAGAAAGAAAAAAGGUUGAAUAUCGGGUUAUUAAUCAUACAUCCAUUGGGAAAAGCAGUUUUAUAAACAAAUCAAGGGGGAACUUUAUCUCUCACCAUGAAGUUCAUGGACUAAAAAAAGUAAAGUGUGGUGGUAAAAAAAAAGACAAUUACAAUAAAAAUUGUAAAAAGGGAAACAUUCCACAUAUAAAUAUGGAAUUUAUGAAAGGAAGUACUGACCAUUUAACUCCUUCCUUAUGGCGUAUUCUACAAAUAUAUAAUACAUAAAGGCUAAAUAGGCCUAAGCAUAAUAGAAUAUAAUAAAUACCAUAUUUGAAAAGUAUGUGACUGUUUAUAGACAUUUUUUUUAGAAAGUGGUUAAAAAAAUGUAAAAAUGAGGGAAAUAAUAAAAAAACAAAGCUGUAUAAAACCGUUGGCUAAAAAAUCUUUUUUAGGUGAGCAAUGCAAAUCACUUCAUGAAACACAUACAGACCUUAUUAACUAAUUUAAACUUAACUUCUUUCCAUGUACAAACAAUAAAAAAAAAAUAGAAAAAGGAAAACGAGUAUACAAAAAGAAGUUGUAUCAUAAUGCAAGCUAGAUCUAUAGCUACAUUCAUCCCUUUAGGUUCUAGGGAGUCCAACUGGUAUUUCCAAUAGGUCUCUUUGAGACCAUUUAAAAUCUCUAUCCCCUCCCCUCCAGUAUGGGGAUACUUGUUAUAAUGCCUAUACCCCGAAAAUCCCUCCAAUUGAAAGAGGGACAUGCAUUGCAAUGGAUCGGGACAGCAUGAGUGGUCAUGCCUCUUUUUAAUAUUUCUAUGUUCCAUUAGACCAAUAUUAAGAGGUCUUUUAGUUUUUCCCACAUAUUGUUUGCCACAUGGACACUGCAAUAGAUAUGACAGUCCGUGUGGCAGCCAAUACCAGAUUUGAUAGGGAAACUUACUUGACUGAUGUUACUCAUAAAAUUCAAAGAUUGUCAAUGAAGUGCUCUGGGUGCCAAGUCCCUCUAGUGUUAACCCUGCAGCUGAUAACAUAGCAGUUUCAGAGUGGGUUAAUCCAGCUUCUAGUGGCUGUCUCACGGAUAGCCGCUAGAGGUGCUUCCACGAUUCUCAUUAUGACAAUCACAGUGAGAAGAUGCUGGAUGUCCAUAGGAAAGCAAUGCUUUCCUAUGGGCAGUUUGAAUGCGCGUGGCUGUUGGCAGAGGGAGGAGGAGAGUUCCCCAGCCCUGGAGAAAGUUAAGUAGCUGAAAGAGUUUUAACCCCUUCAGCCCAGUGGGGGGGGACCUAAUGACCCUAAAUGUCAGGAAAACUGUUUUCCUGGCACUAUGGUGCUCCUUUAAAGGGACACUAUAGUCACCAAAACGUUGGCUUAAUGAAGCAGUCUUGGUGUACAAAUCAUACCCCUGCAGUGACACUACUCAAUUCUCUGCCCAUUAGGAGUUAAAUCCCUUUGUUUAUGCAGCACUAGUCACACCUCCUCGCAUGUGACACUAUAUAUACAUAUAUUAUAUAAAGUAUUAUGAAGUAUUCUACAUAGAUAUAUCUAUAUAUAUAUAUAUAUAUAUAUAUCUAUAUAUAUAUAUAUCUAUAUAUAUAUAUAUAUGAUAUGGAUAUAUAUAUAUACAUAGAUAUCAUAGAUGGAUAUCGAUAUUCUAUAGAUAUGAUAUAUAUAUAUAUAUAUAUAUAUAUAUAUCACACACACGUUUCAGAGAAACUGCUGUUUAUAAAUGGGUUAAUCCAGCCUCUAAACCCUCUAGUGGCUGUCUCAUUGACAGCCGCUAGAGGUGUUUGCGUGAAAAUCAGUGAGAAGACGCCAGCGUCCAUAGGAAAGCUUUAUGAAUGCUUUCCUAUGAGACUGCUUCAAUGCGUGUGCAGCUCCUGUCACGCAUGCGCAUUCAGCCGAAGAGGAGGAGAGCCUGGCGCUGGGAAAAAAGGUAGGUUUAACCCCUUUCCUUGCCGUCCAUCCCGGCGGGAGGGGAUCCCUGAGUGCGGGGCCACCCUCAGGGCACUAUAAUGGUCCUUUAAUAACCUGCUAGACCCUAAAAGGUUUUAUUUUUAUUUUUUUUAUAAAAACUAAAAAAUGAAGUUACAUCUGAUUAAAAAUUAAACAUUCUGUUUUCAUGCAGGCUAUGUCAAUCACAGCCAGGGGGUGUGUGGCUAGGGCUGCAUAAGCUGAAACAAAAGUGAUUUAACUACUAAAUAGCAGAGCAUGGAGCUGUGAGACUUCAGGGGCAUGAUCUAUACACCAAAACGGCUUCCUUAAAGGAGCACUAAAGGGCCAGGAACACAAACAUGUAUUCCUGACCCUAUAGGGUUAAAACCAACAUCUAGCCUUCAUGCCUCCCUAAAUAUAGUAAAAUCUUACUUGUAUUCAAACCUGAAGCUGCAGGCUUUGUCCCUGUUUCCUUUUGACCUGAAUGCUGACAUCAGCAGAAGUUGUAGCCUGAUCCAAUCACAAUGCUUCCCCAUAGGAUUGGCUGAAACUGAUAGCGGAAGAUCGGGGGCAGAGCCAGCAUGAUUCAAACACUGUAAAUGCAGAACUCAAUCUUUUUAUCCUGGAACUGGAUUUUUCUUUUAUCCUGUCAAUCAUUGUUAUAAACAGUCAAAUAUACCUGACAGUCGGCAUAGAGAGAGCGCAUACAGAGGAGAAAAAAGGGGUUGGGGGCUAUGUCUACAUGUUUUCUUUUAGAGUUCAGUGUUUUUUGUUAAAUAAGUUGUCUUCUCAUGUUUGCCCCCUGACAAAAAAUUCACCACUCAUACAGUGGGUGGAAAAUGUGUUUAAAGGGAUACUGUACAAAGCUGUAUUCCUGGCACUAUCUGUGCUGGGUGAAGCUCCGCCCCUCCUCCGUACCGCAUCGAGUGGGGUCUAAUGCGCAUGCGCGGCAAAUGCUGCAUAAGCGUUAGACCAGGGGAAAACCUGACGCUGGAGGUCUGUGAGGACUUCCAGCGUCAGAUAACGGACCAAAAGUCUGGUACGAUUCCGGAAGCCCCUAAGUGGCUGGCUGGUAGAAAGCCACAGAGGGCAGACUUAGUGCUGCAACGUAAACAUUGUUCUCUGGAACUGAAUGUUUUGGGUGCCUACAGUGUCCCUUUAAUCUUAUACAUUGUGACAUAUUUGUAAGCAACAAAAUGGCAUAGGAAAAUGUCAAAUUACACAAGUGGCGCAGGGAGGAGUAUUUUUGGCACAAAUGGUGCAAAAAUAAGUGCCAAUAGUCCGAGAGAAACUCUUUGAUUGUACUGGUUUAUGCUGUUAUUUUACAUUAAAAAUAAAUGCAUAAAACCCAGAGCUGAACUUGAAAAUUAGGUUACCACAUGUUCUUGGUUUCCAGUGCUUCAAUCAGUGGUGUGACUGUCCCCCUCGCAGCACAAAUGGGACGACUAUAACUGGAUUAAUCUGAUACCAUAAAACGCUACUAUACAGACAUGUAUGCCUAGCUCUUUAUUGUCCCUGUCCCUAACUUGUCCCCUGCUGUUAACCUUAAUUCUCAUAGAUCUCCUCCUAUGACAUCACCACAAUUGUGGGACUUUUAAUGAAGAGAGCUCUCCUCGUGCACAUUAAAGCUUCCCAAUGGAAGUCCUUGAAUUAAUGUUUUCCUAUGGGAAAUCUCAAGACGUUGGAUGUCCUCAUGCAAAGCGUGAGAUUGCAGAGUCAAACUGUUAGGGAACAGGAAAAGCCUCCAUUAGGAGAACUUAAACCUUCAGAAUAAUUAUUGCAGUUUCUCAGAACAUGACGAGGUUAGACGGAUUGGGAAGUUGCACACAGACCACUUAAUGAAAUGUGUCCCAUUAACACCGAAAUCUACCCCAAAUUAUCCCAAAAUAUAAAGCUUCAAUAAAAACUUCUACAAAAAUCAGCAACCAGUAACUGCUGCUUUCUGUAGCCUCCCUUCUGUCACUCAUAGGGCAGAUAGAAUAAAGGGCAUUGACCAGGUCGAUGUGUACCAAAACGGAUAUUGUUGGUAAAAUCACUGCAACCGUAGGCUAGGUUAUACAGAAUGUCUGUUGCUUGGUUUCUGAGGCAGUCCAAGAAAAGACGCAUGAAACGCAGCAUCCAGUGUCUAAGCAUGCUAGUAUGUCAGAAGUCUGUGUGCAUGUUAAUGCCAUGACAUACUAGCUCAUCACUUGCUCUUUGUAAAUGUAAAUCUGUUAAUUUAAGUGACUUUUCACCAUUGAUAGUAAUGCAACAGCUUUGGUGUAUUUGGCUUGUAUUGGUGAAUGUCUCUUUAAAGUGAGCUACCUCCGUACACAGGGUGUGGUUACCGUUGGUCCAGCAAUAGCUGUGGACCUUAUAAUUCUGCUCGUCCUUUACUAGUUUAAACUUGCUCAUUCCCUCCCUUUCCUUCUAGAUUGUGAAUCAGCACGGCCCUGAGGCAGACAGGCACUUAUUACGCUGUCUAUUCUCACAUGUUGAUUUCAGCGGUGAUGGUAAAAGUAGCGGCAAAGACUUCCAUCAGGUAUGGCACACUCUGCGUGUAACUUUGCUUUCAUGUUAGAUGUUUUGUCGGGUAACGUGGGCAGAUCAGAUGUUCCCCUUGUUUGACUGUGUCACCUGUAGCUGUAUUUGAGUUUCAGACUUGUUGCAUUAUUCUGUGUGAGACUUGAUGUGUUCUUUCCUUACAGACUCAGUUUCUGAUUCAGGAGUGUGCUGCACUCAUAACAAAACCAAACUUCAUCUCUACUCUAUCCUACGCCAUUGACAAUCCAUUGCACUAUCAGAAGGUUAGUGGGGUUUUGUUUAAGAUGUCCACAAAACUGACUUGUUUUGGCACAUUAUGCUAAAUCUGAUUCUCCUUGAUAAAGGAGCACUCUACAAAACUGUCUGUUUUCAAAGUUUUAAGUGUGUGUGGGUUUUUUAAUUUUGUCUAGUUUUUUGGGGGGGUGGGGGGAGGGUAGCUCCCUUGUCUUAAAAGCUGCAGAAAAUAAAAACAUUAGAAAUAAAGGUGUAUUCUUACAUGGUACCACUAUUUUCUUUUCUCUUUGAAAGAGCCUCAAGCCAUCACCCCAUCUUUUUGCUCAGCUGAGUAAAGUUUUGAAACUUAGCAAGGUGCAAGAGGUAAGUAGCUAUGCUUGUUUUUAUUUUUUAUAUUUCUGUGCUGCUUCUGUGUGAUUAUCACGUGUUUUCCCUCUUAACAGGUUAUCUUUGGCCUUGCACUUCUCAAUUCUUCCAGCAGUGAUCUGCAGGGAUUUGGUAAGAUCUCUACGUUUGUGUGUGUGUGUGUGUGUGUGUGUGUGUGUGUGUAAAAAACAAAAAACAAAAAAAAAAACUCUUUUUAUGAGACAUACGGUAUCUGUACGUUGACAAAAUGUCUGUAGCCGAAUGCCUGUAGUGUACCUGGAGCCAUCCCAUCUGAGCUAAUUCUAAAUCCAAUGUGCUACUCCUUGUAUGUGCUGUCUGGCUGCCUUUUAAAUUUUGGUUCCGUAAAUAUGAUUUGCAUACAGUUAGUCUUCAUUGUGUUUUUUUUUUUUUUUUUUUUAAUAGCUGCCCAGUUUGUGAAGCAGAAGCUACCUGACCUUCUACGUUCAUACGUGGACGUGGACGUGUCUGGCAGCCAAGAAGGUGGCUUCCAGGAUAUUGCAAUAGAGGUCCUGCACCUCCUCCUCUCCAAUCUCCUCUUUGGCCAGAAGGGAGCUUUUGGGGUUGGGCAGGAGCAGAUUGUUGCAUUUCUCAAGACCCUGCGCAGAGGUAUGAAAUACAAUGGAGACGUGGUACUUUAGAGGAUAAAAGGAUUUAACUUUUUAGGAACAGAUCUGGCAUGUACACACACCAUGCAUUAUUUAUAUUGAGUCACUAAUAACUUUUAUUUACACACUGUGGUGAAGGGGCGACAGAACAUAAUGUUGGAUUCUCCGUAGUAUGUUAAAUUACACGAAUAGGCGGGGCUAAUACAGUGAUUAGCAGGAAGCUGAGCUGGACUUUCUCAGUUCCAGAGAGAUAAACACAGCAAUGUAGACUUUUACAUUUGUGCUUAUUGUCCAGAGAUCACAAAAUGUAAUAUUUUGGGUUAGAUAAACCAUGGUGAAUAUGACACUGCCCUGACUCUCUGCUACAUUCCCAUUGCUAAUAUGUCUGGGUUCUAGGUGCUUUACCUCCAGCUGAUUAGCGCUGAUUCACCUGUGGGUAUUUAAUGAAGUGAACUGUUACCUUGAUGUACUGUGGAAGUAAUUGAAAUGUUUGGUCAGAUUUUCCCCAGGAACGUUGUCCUGUGGUGCUUGCACCACUUCUUUAUCCUGAAAAACGGGACAUCCUAAUGGAUCGGAUUUUAUCUGACUCUGGAGGAAUUGCCAAAACCAUGAUGGACAGCUCUCUGGCAGACUUCAUGCAGGAAGUGGGUUAUGGCUUCUGUGUCAGGUUCGUGCCAAGUGAGAGUGUUUUCUCUUGUCAGAGCUCAGUAUUUUCAAAUCCUUGAUGCUGCACGUCAUCCAUGGGUUGAAUCUCAUUGGCUAGUGGAAAUUGUGACACCUUUCUAACGGGAUGGCAAUCCACAUAGUGACUUUUGCAUUUUUUUCAAAGAAAGUGUGGUGACUGUCAACUUCCUCAACGUUCCUCUGCUGGCCAGAUCUGUCGUUGAGGCUUUGAACGGUUACAGGCCAUGUUAUGUAGCAUCAGAUAAUGUGUGGAUUUUUAAUAAAACAUCCAGAAUGUUUUGAGUGCAGCAGGUUGGGUAAUGUGUGCAGAACUCAAAUAUCAGAUUUAUAUGUGGGAUUACAGGCUGUCCCCAUAACCUGUAAGAACAUUCCACCCAGUGCUGCAUUGGCUGGUCAACUAGCGGGAAACCUUAAGCUGAGCCAGCUUAACUGUGUCAUUUUAUCCUUGCAUGGUCUAGUGGUCUAAGCUUCCAAAGCAACGGACAUUUAGCAGCAGUGCCACUAAAUGGAGAGUUAGUCGUUGGCUGUAUCCACCUUUAGGUUGCUUUUUUCAGUAGAAUCUCUGAACUUUUAGCAUGGAAUAUUUUUUAUUGGGGGCUUGGUCACCUAAGAGCCGGUGUUUCCUCUCCUUCCAUUAAAACUGGAAGAGAUGGAAAGUCUGAUCUCUAUCAAUGCUGUAUGCGUGAAUCUCUAAAUCUGGAAAUAGCUUUUUAGCCGAGACAAACCCUAGAGAACUUGAGAGCUGAGUUUUGCAGCAACAGCUCUACCUAGAGACCCCUAGGGUGUUGCGUUCCUUGUUCUGGUCUUUGCAGUGCGAUUCCAGCGGAAAGGGAUCCAGAAUGUGCUCACUCCUAGCUUUAUCAGGCAUGGUUAUUCUCUGUAGGUAAUGGUGCUGACUCCUUUGCCAUUUUCGACUGACUUUAAUCCAGUGUUUUCUACCUUAAUCAAAGAGUAAAAGUAAUCCCAGGCAGGCUGGUUUUAUAAAUCCUUACAGCCAACCGCAAACCAAUAAAAAGCACUUGUUUUUGUUUCAGUUUGGAAGAAUGCCGCAACAUCAUUGUUCAGUUUGGUGUUCGCGAAGUAACAGCUGUGCAGGUAGCCAGAGUCCUUGGAAUGAUGGCUCGGACACACUCUGGCCUGACUGAUGGAAUAGCUUUACAGGUAAGGAGUGCUUGGUGUAAGCUUGUUUAUUGCAUUAUGACUGAGGUUUAUACUAAUAGCUGCCUUUGGUUUGCAGUCUAUCUCCUCUCCUGGCAGCGGCAUCUGGAGCGAUGGGAAGGAUAAGAACGAUGGCGUGCAACCCCACACCUGGAACGUCGAGGUUCUCAUCGAUGUGGUGAAGGAACUGGUAACUGUCCCUUUUUAAUGCUUUCUGCUGACAUUACCACAGCUGUGUGCCCCAGCAGACUGCUAUAGUUAUACCACCUGAGGAUCAUUACAAAAAUAGUUAACGUUGCAUUUUUCUGGAAUACUGCACUUGGGUAUAAAGCACAUCUAUUGCUUACUGCUCAUUCUGUGGGAGGGGAAGUAGGGAUCCUUUGUUAAAAUGUUAAUUUGGGGGUAGUUUUACCUAUAUUCCGGAUUUAAUGCUUAUUUUCCCAGUUAGAAUGAAGUAUAUGUGGUAAAUAAUUUCACACACUUACAUGUGACCUGUAUUCCAUAUAAGCUGUUUAAAUGGUGGAAAUGUUUGGAGGGGGAGGGGGGGGUUCCUUUUUUGGAACUCUUAGAAAAAGAUUAUGACUUAUGCAUGUAAUGUGUUUUUGAAAUCUCCAGAACCCAAGUCUGAACUUUAAAGAGGUCACGUAUGAGCUUGAUAACCCAGGAUUUCAAAUCCGUGACAGCAAAGGUCUCCAGACGGUGGUGUAUGGCAUCCAGCGCGGUCUUGGUAUGGAACCAUUCCCUGUCGAUUUAAUCUACAGGCCUUGGAAACAUGCAGAAGGCCAGGUACUUGCCAUGCUCACUGCACACUGUUUCUUGCUCAGGAUUUGUUUUUAUGAACAAAUUGUAGUGUAUGUGUGUAUAUAAUUAUAUUUUAUUUUUUUUCCUAUCAGCUCUCCUUCAUUCAUCAUUCCUUAAUGAAUCCAGAUAUCUUCUGCUUUGCUGACUACCCCUGCCAUGCUGUAGCAACCGAUAUUCUGAAGGCACCACCAGAAGAUGACAACCGGGAGAUUGCUACAUGGCAAGUAUUGACCCACUCAAAGCAGUGACAUACUAACCAAUCCUUGCUGUCUUUUUCUUUCUGUGGCAGCUCUAAACCAUUUUCCUUGUGUGUUUUGCUUGGUUUUAGGAAGAGCUUGGAUCUCAUUGAGUCCUUACUUCGGCUGGCUGAAGUGGGCCAAUAUGAGCAAGUGAAACAACUCUUCAGCUAUCCAAUCAAGCAUUGCCCCGAUAUGCUGGUUUUGGCCUUACUGCAAAUUAACACCUCCUGGCAUACUUUGCGCCAUGAGCUCAUCUCAACACUGAUGCCAAUAUUUCUCGGUAAUCACCCAAACUCUGCCAUCAUUCUGCACUAUGCAUGGCAUGGCCAGGUGAGUAAAACUCUGGAUUUCCAUGGAACAAGGGAAACUCUCUGGUAUUGUGGAUGAGAUUCUGCAAAAGGGAUGUUACCGGUCUGACUAAGGGGGAGGCAGCAAGCCUGUGAACAUGUUUAGUGAUUCUCCUUCUGCAAGCUUUAUCUGUUUUUAGAUAAAUCAUUGUACCAAAAAGGCUGUGUAUUUUAUUACUGGUGACAUAGUAAAUGUAGUAAACACAAGGUGCCCUAUGGUUUAUGUUCAAUGAAAUGUGUAAUGAUCUCUGCUUAUUUUAGGGCCAGUCCCCCUCCAUUCGGCAGCUUAUAAUGCAUGCCAUGGCAGAAUGGUACAUGCGCGGGGAGCAGUAUGAUCAGGCCCGCCUCUCUCGAAUACUUGAUGUUGCCCAGGAUUUAAAGGUGAGAUGGUUUUACCACAGUUGUCUUUAUCAUUCAUUGCUCCCUUUCUCCCCAGCUUUUUUUCUGAAAUUUUUUAUUUUUUUUAUUUUGUCUGAUGCUUAGUUGUUGGGAGAUAUAUAUGUAUGCAUGGGUGUGUCUGGUAGGGAAGGGGUUAGUGUGAAAAAGUCAAAUACAUCAAAUGUGAAUGAUCAACGUUUCGACCCCUCAGGGUCUUUAAGAUCAGUGUUUACAAUCUAAGUGAUGUUAUAUAGGAAAAAGAUAAGUGAACUCACCAAUGCAGUGAAGUGUGGACCCUCGAACUGAUUGAAACAUGGAAGUGAAGGAAGACUGCGUGUGACGUCAUUACGUCACUGUUGCCACGGUAAACACAGUUGUGUCCUAGCAACUGUGAUACUAAUAAAGUGUCCAAAAAAUAUGUUCAAAAGAACACACACUAAACAGUCCAGGUAGGAGGAUAACAGACAGAGGACGGGAUACAGGUGAACAGAACAACAAAAGGGUGGAAGUGCAGACACCUAGGUGAUCAAUGAGUAAAGAAAACCCGAUCUACAUACAUCACCUAUAUUGUGAUAAAAGAAAUACUGUAAAGUACAGAUGCAUAUUCAGAAAAAAACAAAGGGCGAUAUUGUAUAUUAUCAGAGUUGGAUGGUGUAAACUAGAUCCAUAGUCCAGAGUACUGAUCCUAGAACCUCUGGUAGACAACAAAUAAAAAAAAUGUUCAGCAAAAACAAUAUUCAACAAAAAACAAAGUAUAAAGGGGAUCCUUUCCCUUACAGGAAUACUAUGCUAAUACCAUUACCAAAAAAAACUUGGAUAGAAGCUGUAACGGACAGGUUAGCCCACAAGAGGUUAAAAACCGUUUAGGCAAUAUUCCCCUUUCAGAUGUGCAGACAGCUACUGCAAGCACCAAUCUACAUGAAUUCUCCAACUCCUGAACAGGAAACUCACGAAUACUGGGAACAGCUGAACAGGAAAAACCAUACGAAAGGUUUACACUCCUGGCAGUCAACAUACAAUCCAAUUCCCCCAAUAAUGAGACGACACUUCGUUUGAGGGUUAAAGGACCACUCUAGGCACCCAGACCACUUCAGCUUAAUGAAGUGGUCUGGGUGCCAGGUCCUUCUAGGGUUAACCCAUUUUUUCAUAAUUAUAGCAGUUUCAGAGAAACUGCUAUAAUUAUGAAUGGGUUAAGCCUUCCCCCUAAUCCUCUAGUGGCUGUCUCAUUGACAGCCACUAGAGGCGCUUGCGUGCUUCUCACUGUGAUUUUCACAGUGAGAGCACGCCAGCGUCCAUAGGAAAGCAUUAAAUGCUUUCCUAGGCUGAAUGCGCGCGCAGCUGCCGCGCGGCAUUCAGGCGGAGAAGGAGGAGAGCUCUCCGCCCGCUGGAAAAGGGUAAGUUUUUACCCCUUUCCCCCUUCCAGAGCCGGGCGGGAGGGGGUCCCUGAGGGUGGGGGCACCCUCAGGGCACUAUAGUGCCAGGAAAACGAGUGUUUUCCUGGCACUAUAGUGGUUCUUUAAGCAGAAUCUGUUUUACUGGCACCAAAAGAACCUUCUUUUAUGCAGGUUUCCCUUAGAUAGGACCACCCACAGGGUUUUACAAAACAACCAAUCAUACACGUAUAUUACAGAAACACUCCCAGCAAUCCUCCCCUCUGCCUGUGAUCUAAUUAUGGUACACAAUGGGUUAACCUAAUUAAACACAGGCAAUAAAAAUACAGUUUUUACCCAUAUCCUGUAACUUUAAAACUACACAUCCAAUCUCCAUAAAAAUAUUUAGAAUCAGCAACCUUCAAAUAUAAACAUAACCACAAAUCAGCCAAAUCCAUCCAGGGGUUUAAAAAGUUAGCUGGAGGUCCCUUUAUGACCGACCGCAAGCACAUUUUCCUGCCCAUAACAGUUCCAUAGAUUUGGGCUGUGAGGUCGGUCUAUUUCAGGCUGAAAAAAUGACUAAGUCCCAUCACCGAAUGGGACUUAGUCUCUGCGGCUGCAAAAUCGUUGUGGGAGAAGGUAGGGCUCCGCGGUGUUCACGGAAAUGUGUAGCCAAUUUUAGUUCCACAAAUUUGGCUCCACAUACCGCUGACCUCGUGCGAAUGAACAAAGAUGGCCGCCACCACGUGUUCGGCAAACGAACAAAGGCCACCCAGCGUUGUCAAUUAAGCUGCGGUUAACUGCAGCUUCUGGGAGGUAAAUUGCCGACACACUCCCAAUACAGGUGGCCCGCCUGUGUAGUACUUGGUUCAGUAAGCCCCAUUUACUGAACCAAGUGAGAAAUGGCUAGGAACAAAGGGUUUUAACCAGGUCUGGGAACACCGUCUUAAAGGGGCAGUGUCCCAAUUUUCCCUAUGCCCCAAAAAGGUGCUUAAAGGGCCAGCACCAGUUCCAUAAAAUGUACAUAAGCCCCAAUAUGCCCACCGACUGUCUUAAAGGGCCAUACACCCAAUAAAAGUCCAUAAGUGUUUUUUUUUUUUUUGUUUUUAACAAUCUCCCAGGGCCAUAGUGUAAAGGCAGCAGGCGAGCAACCAGGCUUCUCCAGUGCAUAGUGGCGAGGUUGGUUCCGCCACAGAAGCAUACAUUAAUGCUCACAUUAGCCAAUUCUGGCAAUCUUAAUAGAGAACUAGAUUAACAUAGAAUAAACAAUAUUUUUUUUUAUUUUUUUUUAAGCCUUUGGGAGCAACAGUGUCAAAGUGGUGAAUCCAGUAUGUCUCAUGCUGUGGCAAAAGUUUGGAUCCAUCACCUUCUCUAGGCAAAGGAAGGUGGUCUAUGGCCAUGAAUCUGAGGGAGGGUAGGUGGUGGUCAGCAGUGAGGAAGUGUUUGGCAGUUCUUUGAUCCCAGAACACUGUGUUGAAAGAUCGAUGGCCUCUCAUACAAUCCUUGGUCGUGAGAUUGGUCUUCCCUACACACGAAAGCCCACAGGGGGAAAGUGUUCAUGUAGACAACAUGAUCAGUAGUAUAUGUAAUCUAGUGUUUGUGGUUUUUUAUUUUGUUUUUGUUUUGUUUUUUUUUGUCUCUAUGAUCAUAUGGCUGCAUGUAACGCAGCCACUGCACUUGACACUGCCAGGAUCCUGCACAUUACUAUACAAAACCGUCACAAAUUAUAAAACCUGGCAGUUUUUUGAUUUAUUUUAUUUUUUUCACAUUAAAACUGUUUAAGUCCAAGAGUGCAUUUUUUUUUUUUUUUAAUUUUUUUAAUUUUUUUUUUUUUUUAAAUAGAUUUUUCGAGGGUUAGCACCCUGGCCUGACCUCUAUUUGUUUGUGCUGGGAGAGUGCCGAAGAAGUAGAUGUAGAUAUAUAUUCUGUGUUUUAAAAAAUAGUGUGUGUGUGUAAUAUAUACACACACAUUUUUUGCGUGUCGUUAUGAAUACGUUUUGGCACUCAUACCAGGGUGCAAAACCAGCGAAAAAAAUAUAUAAUGGGAAUUACAAGGCGCACUCCUGGAUUUGAAAGUGUUCAGUUUACGGUGUCCAAAUAUUAAGAGUUCAGCAGAUCAACCUUAUCGACCUAUUCAGGUCUUUAUCAAGAUAAAAUUUUAAUUUACCCUCACACUUCCAAAAAACAAAUUUAGUAUGGGGAGGAAUUUUUAUGGAUUGGGGUAAUGGCUGCAGCUCCUAUCCAGAUUAAAUGCUAAUUACUGUAAACUUAUUGAUGACUAAAACAAAGGCAUGUCGUACUUGAAAUGGUCUUUUCAGAAACCGUUUGAACAUAGUGUUUUCUUUCUCUGUAGGCCUUGUCAAUGCUGCUAAAUGGUACGCCAUUUGCCUUUGUUAUUGACCUUGCUGCACUUGCUUCUCGACGGGAAUACCUCAAACUUGACAAAUGGCUCACAGAUAAAAUUCGGGAACAUGGGGUAAAACAGACUUUGCAUUGUUACUUUCUCCCCCCCCCCUUUUUUUUUCUUUUCUUUUUUUAAAACCACCUUGGACAGUCAGAAUGUAAAAUUUGAAAUCCUGCUCACUCUCUUCUAGGAGCCUUUUAUCCAGGCAUGCAUGACCUUCUUGAAAAGGAGAUGUCCCUCCAUCCUUGGUGGCCUUGCCCCAGAGAAGGAUCAGCCUAAAAGUUCCCAACUGCCUCCGGAGACUCUGGGGACUAUGCUGGGCUGUCUCCAGGCUUGUGCUGGGUAGGUUAGAAGGCUGGACUUACCAGCCAAGCACAAACAAAUACGAUAAUUUGCGUUAAGCGAAGAGCUGUGUGGGGCAGGUGGGAGGUGUUGGAUGCAGAAUGAUUUGGGCAUCUUAGAUCUUUUAAAAAUACAUCUGUUGGAAGGCGAGGUUAUAAUCUGAGUGAUGGGGGAAGCAGGCUGAAGGCAUAGAAUGGGUUAAUAUGUAUUUGCUGUGUUGCAGUGCAAUGGUUCAAUAUUCCUGUUUAUUCUGACUAGAAUGCAGAUGUCUUUUAUUUAAGGCUGCUGACUGACAUUUUUUGAUAGCCUUCAAGGAAUUGUCCAGCGCAGGUUUAGUCUAUCCACCUCCCUUCUAGUUACAGCUGCCCACAGGAUGUAGAAUCUAACCAGGUCUGUAAGAAUAUUGUGAGUGCUUAUUGAUCAAUGUUUUACAUUUGUGAUUACAAACUCACAGGAACAUUGACGCUAUAUUCCAUUUCUGUAACCAGCUUGGCCAUUCUUCCAAGAGAUCAGCUAACAGUCAGUUAACCAUUAAAGUACUGGAGCAGGAUGUAGUGUUCCUUUUUAAUGGUUAUUUUGUUACCAUGUCCCAUGUUGCUGAAGUUGGGAAUAUAUAGUAUGUCCUGAUUUGAUUUUUAUAUUCCUUUCCAGCCCUAGAGAGCUACAUUCUAUCCUAUAAGGGCCUGUGAUGGGAUGUAGAUCUCUAGUACCCCAUUUCUUGUAAUGUAUGUGAAACCACCUGGGAACAGGCUAGGGUUGUGCUCAAUUUUCUCAUUGUUAAAUUGUUGUGUAGUCCUGGCUGAUUUCUGCAGACUGGCUGUUGGGCUACGGACUACCCUGGUAAGGAGCCAUUUCCUCUUAUAAAGCUGUUCCCUAGUAUUUCUAUGCAGCAGUUAAUUUGAUUUGAUCCCUUUUUAUUUUUAGUGCCUGCUUUCUUUGGGCCUUAGGAUCUAACCCAUCCUAAGUGUGUUUGGAUGCUGCAUUGUGCUAAAAUCUCCACUCUUUUCUAUAGGAGUGUUUCUCAGGAGCUGUCUGAGACCAUCCUUACUAUGGUUGCCAACUGUAGUAAUGUUGUGAAUAAAGCAAGACAGCCACCUCCGGGGGUAAUGUCAAAAGGCCGUCCCCCCAGCACCAGCAGCCUGGAUGCCAUAUCCCCUGUACAGGUAUAGUAACGUCUAUUGGAGCCGCUAAAAAUCCAUGUUUACACUAAUAGCCAUUCCUGCUCUACCCACUGUGUGGACUGUUGGGAGGGAGGGAUACCUUUCUACUGCGAUCUAGAUCUGCGUGGCUCCACCUGAGCUUCACAUUGUCUCCCAGGGUCAUUCUGGAAAGGGAGAAUUCAAGGUGAAUUUUAAAAAAAGUCACUUUGUAAAUUGUAUAGUUUUUAACAUUUCGACACACAGAAGUACGGUAGAUAAAUGCCACAAGGUAUACAAUAUACAUUUUUUGUCAAUAGAUAGCAGAACAGUUGAAAUUUAAAUCCGUACAGGAUAAGAAUUGGCAAGAUCGAUAUGCAUGAGUACGUGGAUCUUCGUGUCUGUAUUCAAUAUGACAAAGUACAUUAUAGAGUGUUCUAGGUUAUCAAUACAGCAGUACUGCAGCUUCAUUUAAAAAAUAUAUUAUUUUUUUUAAUUUUUUUUAACAGGGGGUUAGUGUGGAUUUCCAGUGGAAAGCUAUGCUUGUCCUGGUAGCUUUUAUAAGGUUCAGCAUUACUGCGUUAUGAGUCUGGGAUGAUCUGUAGCAGAAAACCUUGUCCCCUAUAUCUAUCUUGAAUUGUUUCCGUAUUCUACAAUCACAAAAUAUGUGGUGGGGUGAAUUUCAAAUUUAACGUCAAAACAUCCUAACUGAAACAUUUUGUCACGUGGGCUUUCUGUCCAGUUAUUCGGACUAUACAUUUUGUAUUCCCCUAGAAUUCUCACAUUGGUGAAUAACUCAUUGAUUGCUUUGCAGCUGUUUUAAUAAAGCAUUUAUUUAUUUAUUUCCUCUCCCUCCUAGAUGGAUACCCUCGCUGCCAUGGCCUCUCUCAGUAUUGGUGGUUCUGCUCCUCAUACACAGAGCAUGCCUUCUUUUCCUCCCAACCUGGGCUCUACAUUCAGCACUCCUCAGUCACCAGCAAAGGCAUUUCCUCCACUUCCCGCUCCCAACCAAUCCAGUGCAUUCAGUGGCCUCGGGAGCCUGUCCUCUCAGCUUCCAGGUGACUAGUUUUUUAUCCAUACUGUUUGUAGGCUGUAUGCGGCUAACCUAGAGGACCAGUAGGGCUGUGUGCGCUACAUCCAUCGGUUACCAUGCAGAAGGCCUGUUGCAUAGCUUGUGGUGUCUAACUGAUGUGUCAUGUCAUUAUAAAGGUGGCCUUGGAACUAGCAGCUUAACUGGAAUGAGUACAGCGGGCCUUGGACUUCCAGCUGUCAUUAAUGAAUCCUUCGGCCAAAGAAAACUGAGCACAUCUGGACUGAACCAGCCUACAUUCCAGCAAAGUAAGAAUCCAGCCCCUCACUCCCAGAUCUCUCCACCCCUUCUCGUAAAUGGCGUACUAUCCAGAAUGAGUGAUUGUUUGUCCACAUACUGUGGCACUAUAUAACAAUGCUACUAAUGCAAUGUCUAUCUUGCAGCGGACCUGUCUCAGGUGUGGCCAGAGGCUAAUCAGCACUUUAGUAAAGAAAUUGACGAUGAAGCAAACAGCUACUUCCAACGCAUUUACAACCAGCCGCCUCACCCAACCAUGUCUGUGGAUGAGGUAUGGAACUGACUGCAUAUUUGGAAUGUUCAUGCUGAGUGAGGGCUUUGUCAAGUCUCCUUGUUAUAAAGUGAUGUGUGAAUGAUUUAACUUGAUGUACUGUAAUGGUUUCCUCAAAAUGAAUUUUAAAAUGGGGUUCUGGUACAUGGCAAACCAUGGUGACAAAUGACUGUCACCACACCUACGCUAAUGCCUGCUGGCUCACAUCCAGCUCAUUAGUGCUCUUGGCCAGUGAGUGAACUGGGCUCAAUUCACUCUUGAUCCAGGUUGGCUAAUGAAAGCUGCCAUCUGUAAGAUUCACCAGUGGCAGGAAAGCAAACCAGUUUUCCUGGAACUAGAGAAUCCUGGAGUGCCCUCCUGCCCUGUCCCAUGUCGCUGAAGGGGUUAAACCCAUUCAGUUACCUGAAUCCAGCUCUGGUUAGACUCUGCCCCCGCUCCUCCAUCCCCCGAUAGGGGAGACCUAAUGCGUAUGCAUGGCAAUGGCCGCACAUUGGACCUCCCCAUGGGGGAAAAUCUGACGCUGGAGGUCCAUGAGGACAUCCAGGGUCAGAUAAUGGACCAAAAGUCAGUUUUGAUUCCGGAAGAGUCCCCAGUGGCUGUCUGGUAGAAAGUCACAGAAGGCAGACUUAAUGCUGCAACGUAAAACAUUGCAGUUCCUGAGAACAAUGUUUACAUUGCAGCAGUAAGUGCAAAAGGGUCACAGCAUCCAGACCACGUUAAUUAGCUGAAGUGGUCUGGGUGCUUAGUGUCCCUUUUAAAUAAAUUGAUUCAUUACACAAUGCCUUUGUAUUAACUUUUAAACUGUUCUACUUAAAACAAUCCAAAGGGGCUCUGUGCUUUGCGAAUCCAUUUAAGGAAGAGUGAUGCAUGCACGUUUCCUGUGCAGCAUUUCAUAUUGAAACGGUCCCUACAUUGUAACCUCUUUUUAACACUAAUGUGAUCUCAGCACCUGGAGAAAGCCUUUCCAAGUAAAAGCUUUAUUUUCCAUUUCACACAUGUAAAAACAAAAAACAAAACAUAUUACACAAAAAAACGAAAUCUAUACUUAACACAUGGUUCCCAAUUAUCCCAUUCAUCCUAAAACUGUUGUCCUGUAUAAUGUCAAGACAUAGAAACAUACAUAGUUAAAGAUGGCCUUCAUCUAGAUAACUAAACUGUAAUGUGCUUGUUAAGGGAUCACUUUUUUUUUUUUUUUUUUUUUUUUUUUCAUCCAAUAAUACCACACAUUUACUGCAGGUGACUUACAAUUCUUUCUUCUAGCACAACCCAUUUCUAUCUUACAUUGCCAGAGAACUUGUUCCCAUAAUUUCUCGUUUUGGAACAUUACAUUUAGUGAUCAUCAACUUUGCCACGGUUAAAAUGUGGAGGAUUAUGGGAAGAAUGGUAUAAGUGAAGCUAUUAUUUUCCAGUACUAGAUCACAUCGUAGUUCUAUUGCUUUAAACACUUCUUCCCUAAAAGUUUUAGUAGACAACCCCUCAGUUACCCAAAUUCAUCCCACAUCUCCAUCAAGAUUGCUCUUUCAGCACAUUUGUUACUCAGUUUGUCAAAUCUAGAUGGCACCAACAGUCUGUUAUGUAGUUUGUAUUGAACUUCUUUCAAAUGAAGGCAGUGAACGUAUGUAAAUAACUGCAUUUCAAAGUACACAAGCCUUGUUUCAUGUUGCCCUAUUGUGUGGUUGUCAUUGUUCAGAGCUCCAGUGCUGACUGAUGCCAUUUCUUUACAGGUGCUGGAGAUGCUUCAGAGGUUUAAAGACUCCAGCAUAAAGCGGGAACGGGAAGUAUUUAACUGCAUGCUUCGUAACCUGUUUGAGGAAUACCGUUUCUUCCCGCAGUACCCAGACAAGGAGCUGCACAUUACAGCCUGCCUGUUUGGUGGCAUUAUAGAGAAAGGACUGGUCACUUACAUGGCUUUAGGGCUAGCACUGCGCUAUGUAUUGGAAGCUCUACGGAAACCUUAUGGAUCCAAAAUGUAUUUCUUCGGAAUAGCUGCACUAGAUAGGUUUAAGAAUCGGUAAGUGGUGUCUUGGUUGUAGGAAAGCCUGCUAUAGUGCUCAGAUGGUUUAUGGGAAACUUUUUUUACCAAGGUGCCAUUCUGCUUCUCCCGUAAUUGUCUCAAGGUGUACCCUGUGUCUAGCUAGUGGCUGCCUUUGGGUUGAGUCUUCUCCCUAUAGUUCUGUCUGAACAGCCCCUUGGGCCCUAAGACAUGCAUGAAACUGCUUUCAGAUUAAAAUUGUGUUUUUAUUAAGUUCUUUUGGCUCCUUCAAUUGAGGAUAUGCAGAGGGUUUGCUGUCCUUUUUAAUAAAACGUCUAUCCAUGCCUUUGUUUCUGUAACACUAAUUUAAUCAUGCCUCUGGUUUCAGAUUGAAGGACUAUCCUCAAUACUGUCAGCACUUGGCAUCCAUCACUCAUUUUAUCCAGUUUCCCCAUCACUUGCAAGAGGUGAGUGUGCUCUCAUGGCCUCAGUGGGUGGUAGAAACGUUUUUUUGCUCUGGUUACUAAAUCUAUCAUUUCCCCCUGCAGUAUAUAGAGUAUGGCCAGCAGUCCCGGGAUCCCCCGGUGAAGAUGCAAGGCUCCAUUCAAACACCAGGCAGUAUUGCACUAUCCCAGGCUCAGGCUCCAUCCAAAGUUCCAGUCCCCGGCCCUGUCAGCACAAAUGUUGUAACCACCUCUACCACUACCACCACUGCAAAAACAAUCACCAUAACCAGGCCGACUGGUGUCAGUUUCAAGAAGGAUGUGCCGGUAAGCAGCCACUUGUAACUAAUGUGAAUGGCUUCCCUGCUUACUUCUGUAAUAAACAAGCCACACAGGCCAGUGACGGCUUAAUGGGACAUGGAGCUAGCCUGCAUGGAGUCUUAAAGGCUGUUCUCAAAGUGCUAAACCGGAGAAAAAGAGAAAAGAUAGUGUCAGGAGAGUGAGGGCAUUUAACAGAAGCAUUCGUUUUUUUUCAAUGUAUUUGCACCCUACUUCCCAGUGCUUCUCUAUUUAAAACAUGACUUACACAUGAUGCUUCCAAGGUUGAAUUGUGACGGGCUGCCAUCACUCUUGGUUUAUAAGUAACCUCUUUUUAGGAGACUGGGAGGUGAGGGGGCAGCUACAUAUAAAGGUAAAAUGAGGUCCUCCAACUUUAGAAGGAAAUGUUCUUUUAAAAUGCUCUUGUGAAAUGUUAAAUUUGACUGGAACAAUUUGCUCUUCUUUAAGGGGCCCUUGUUGACUCGUGUCCUUUCAAGAUAGACUUGAUGGCUUUUUCCAGUUCUGUGACUGGUAUUGGUUGGGACCAUCAGCUAAUUUUCCCUGUUACUCUUCUUUCUAGCCAUCCAUAAAUACAACCAAUAUCGACACCCUGCUAGUGGCUACAGACCAGACUGAGCGCACCGUGGAACCCCCAGAGAGUGUCCAGGAGAAGAUUGCAUUUAUAUUUAAUAACUUGUCCCAGUCAAACAUGACACAAAAGGUUGGUGCAUGGACUUAUUCUGCAGAUCUCAUCUACAAAAUAUUAAUUUAUUUUUUUGUAAACUUUUUGUGCAUCUUUAACUCUCUUCAACAUAGUUAUAACAGUUCUGUUUGACAAGUCUAAUACACAUUCAUAUAUGGUAGUUUGUGUGCAAGGUGUUCUGUCCUUGUCUGUUUAUAAAAUACUGCUAUGUACAGUGCUGCGAUUUUUAACAUGUCCUCGUCAGGUGGAAGAGUUAAAGGAAACUGUGAAAGAUGAAUUCAUGCCUUGGGUAUCGCAGUAUUUGGUGAUGAAAAGGGUUAGCAUUGAACUGAACUUCCACAGCUUGUAUUCAAACUUCAUGGAUGCUCUGAAAAACCUAGAAUUCAAUAAAAUGGUACUUGCAGAGACCUACAGAAACAUAAAGGUAAGUAUUUAUUUUGUUAGAAGUGUCUGACUAGGAAAACCUGCACUGGCCUUGUGAAUAACUGUUUGGUUUUUUCCUUUAUCCGUCUUUCAGGUACUUCUAACUUCUGACAAGGCUGCUGCCAAUUUCUCAGAUCGAUCUCUCCUGAAGAACUUGGGCCACUGGCUGGGGAUGAUCACUUUGGCGAAAAACAAGCCCAUCUUGCACACCGUAAGUGUUUGUGCAGAGCUGUCCUGCUUAGUCACUUGGCUGUCUCCAUGAAAUGCUUCUAUAACGAUAUAUUUGUCCCCAGGACCUGGAUGUAAAGUCCUUGCUGCUUGAAGCUUAUGUUAAAGGACAGCAAGAACUUCUCUAUGUUGUGCCUUUUGUUGCCAAAGUGUUGGAGUCCAGCAUCAGGAGUGUGGUAAGGAUCAGUGGUUUGAUGUUCUGGCUACUUUCUACCUCUAUACUGUAUCUUCUACUUCACUUUAUACUGACAGAGUCUUUGCAUACAGGUUUUCCGGCCUCCUAAUCCCUGGACAAUGGCCAUUAUGAACGUACUGGCUGAGCUUCACCAAGAGCAUGACUUAAAGGUGAGCUGGCAAGUUUAUUUUUAUCAAACAUGAACCUGUAUUUGGCUCUUCCAUUUCCAGUAAAUCUUGUAAGUGCCUUUGAAAAUUCUUGUUUGGGGGUUUUUUGUCUUGUUUUUUUGGACACCUCUGACCGCAGUAGAAUUGUGCUAAAUUUGAUAUUUUGUUGCAGAGCAUGACCAAUGGCAAUAAUCGACUGACUUAUGCAUGUCCAAUAUUCACCUGCUUUGUAGAAUGGGUUUUAUGGGGUUUCCUAGCUGCAGGAAUUCUAAUAAAAGGGAAGGUUUUAUUUAAAAAGAAUUCUGUAAUGUAUUCUAAAGCAGAUAAAACUAGUAUCUAAAAUCCUACCUAUUCUGUAGACCAUGUGAUCUUUCGCCUUCUUGCCUAGUGCACACACGUAUUAAGGUUUCAAGGAAAUGUUUCUUCCUGUGAAACUUUUUCUUCUCCCCUUGUGAGUCAUCUGAAAAUAUGCCUAUCACCAUAAUCCGCUUCCGGGCUAAUGGUGCCAGGAGUGCCAUAGAGUAGUUUGGCCGUUUUCAUGGGAUCCAGUUGGUGCCACCUGUUUGGCAGCUCUAAGCUGAACCAGUGAGCUAAACCAUUCGGUGAAGGGCCUCGCUCGGUGUUUUGGUGACUGACAAUUGGCAGAGGUUUGCCAUGAGCUCUGCUGUGCAGGACCAGCUAAGUUGGCCGUUUCUAAUUAUUGUUGCUACAGACUGAAGGAGGGCACUCCUGACACGAUAAGUACACUCCAAGCUCACUGUAGUGGUUAAACAGCCUUUUUAUCAUGUGUAGAUGUAACUUAUUUCUGCCUUUAAAUUACUGAGCAUUAUGUAAAUAUCUUCCUAUAACACACAUUGCUGUAAUCAUGACUUUAUAUUGAUUGUUCUUUGAUCACAGCUGAAUCUGAAGUUUGAGAUCGAGGUCUUGUGUAAAAACCUAGCAUUGGACAUCAAUGACUUAAAGCCUGGCAGCCUCUUAAAGGACAAAGAUCGUUUAAAGAGUCUGGAUGAGCAGCUUUCAGCCCCAAAGAAAGACUUGAAACAGCCAGAAGAGCUGCCACCAAUCACCAGUGCCAAUGAGUAUGCCAUCCGCACGGCUGGUAAGCUCUGGGCUUCGGUAGAGAAGCAGGAAUCUGAUGCAGUUUUCACAGGUGAGAAACCUGGAACUUCACAAUGUUUAGUAGGUUCCACCUAGUCUGUCUGAGGUGCCUGUUUGCAUGGAAGCAUGAAUCUGCUGUGUAAUAUGGGUCUCCCCUUUUUAUUGGUUGCAAGACUCUUGUUUUUUUUGUUUUUUUUUCACUCUCUGAGCUUUAAUUGAAAUGUGAAAAGCCUUUUCCUUCCACAGCUGCCAGAUUUGCUCUUCUUAUUGUGACUCAAGUAAUCCAGGCGCUAUCUUUGCUUGAUUAACAGGUCACACUAACUGCUACAUUGUACUCUCAUAAUUAAGGUUCUUGGAGCCUCAUGUCCAAUUCCAUGAUUACUAGUCAAACUGUUUGACACUUACCUGGGUCCUCUAGGUACUUCUGGGCUGACAUCUUGUUUAGAUAUCUCCAUUAGAUUUAGCCAUUUUACCUCUAUUUGAAUGACAUUGGCUGUCUCAUCCGACAAACUCUAAAAACCCUGAAAUUGGGCACUUCCACUUUAAUGUCUGAAGUGGUGAGUUUCUUUGUUAUUAUGAAUUGUUCAGAUUGGAGCAGUACAUCCGCAAUAAAGGUUAGGUCUCAAAUGUUAACUGUACCAGACGUGCUCAACAGAUAGAAUCAAUCUUUGGUCAGAUUGCUACUUGUUGGUCUAUCAGACUACCUUGUGUCUUCCCACCUAUCCCAGGCUAUCGUCCAAACUUAAGUUUUGAUUUUGUUUUUUGGUUAGCUGCUAUUUUGGCCAUACAUUCAGUUUUUUUUUGUUUGUUUUUGAGGGGGUGGAGGGGUUUCUAUUGGUUGUAUACAGUAGUUUACCACAAGAGGAGAAUAAUUUAGUUUUUGCUCAGAACCGCAAGACCCGCAGCUCUAUUUAUAUAGGUAAUUUUGUAGCAGAAGACAAUCUGGGGUGUCUGGGAUAGUUAAUCCCAUGAUCGCAGAGGUUAUUUACAUUUUUUUUUUUUUUUUUUUCUAGUAAUUUGUUGGGUUGGGACAAGCCCACCAAAUUAUCACUUACUCCUGUUACACCUCCAGCUAUUGUCAGAGAUGCCUGGACUUGUGCCUUUAAGGCAUUCUGGCACCAUGUACCAUCUAUAAAGGAUCUUCCUAGAGAGCUCUGUGAUUUUGUGCACUGUGUGAGUUUCUUGUAGGAUCUAAAUCUUUUCCCAAGUGUUUUCUGGACAUGUACCAUUUAGAUCUCGUUCCCACGCUCAAACUAAUGGAAGAGUGUUAAUAUCUUGACUGGUGUUCACACCAGCAAAAAGUAUUGAAAAUGAUUUUGAGAGCAGGUUUUAGUUUAAUUCUGCAUCUUAUCGAAACUAGUCAGCUGCAGCCCACGUACAAUCUUGGUGGCAGGAGUAUGUUUUAGUAACCAUUCUUUAAGUUGUAGAUAAGAAAUGUGCGAUAGACUAUAGAUUUGUGUGGGUGUGAAUUGUGCAGAUUUUGCGCACACCGAAAAGGCAUUUUUUUUUCAUUUGUGUUGGGUCCUUACUGCAAGCCAUCUGUUACAACACUGAGGGGUGGUUAAUUCGAGAUUUACAGCAUUUUCUUAUGUUUUAUUUAGCCACGGCUACAGCACCUCCGCCCAGUACAACCUGUACAUCCAGCGUUCCACCGCAGCCUCAGUAUAGCUACCACGAUAUUCAUGUCUAUUCCCUUGCCGGGCUGGCGCCUCACAUCACACUCAAUCCUACGGUGAGUCCUGAUGUCUGUAAACCUAUAUAUCAAUCUCUACACCCCCCAGCACAAUGUUUUGGUCCUGGGGUUUAAAGCUGCUUUGGCAACUGUUUUUGCUCCAGCUUGCAUUUUGUUGGAGAAACACUCCAUUGUCUGUUUAACAACUUAGUUGAUAUACCCUAUAGAGAACAUGCAUGUACAGAGGUGGCAAGUGGUGUCCCUCGGGGUUCUGUUCUGGGACCCCUUCUAUUUAACAUGUUUAUAAAUGAUCUUGAAAAAGCAUGUGGAAUUCUCAGCCUGAAGUGUUUCAGUCCAUACAGAUGUUCAAACAGCAACUAGAUGCAGACUUGCAAUAACAGAAUAUUCAAGUAUAUAGUUUUUCAAUGUAGGGUAAUAACUGCUUGAUCCAAGGAUAAAUCUGACUGCCAUUCUGGGGUUGAGGGAGAUUUUUUUACGGCAAAAAACAAAUGAAGGCUGAACUUGAUGGACGCAAGUCUCUUUUCAGCUAUGUAACUAUGUACUUAUUGCAUGUUUUCUUUGUGCCUAUAUGGGAAAGUCGUUGUGUGGGGAAACACAAAUCAGAGGCUGCUCUUUAAGGAGUCGUACACUCACAGCUUUCCGAUGCUUCUCAGUCAGCUGUAGUACCACUUAAUGAGAAGUGGAAGGCAUGUGUGCAUUCUGUGGCGCUAACAAAAGCAGAGGAUAGAUGUGACAGAAUCUAGACACACCAGUUCAGCAAGUUGUAUGUGGUGUGUUCCUUUUAAAUGAAACGACUUUCAUGUUUUGAUUUGUUUUUUCAGAUUCCUUUGUUCCAAGCUCACCCUCAGCUUAAACAGUGUGUGCGCCAGGCUAUCGAGCGAGCAGUACAGGAGCUGGUUCACCCCGUCGUCGAUCGGUCAAUAAAGAUUGCAAUGACAACCUGUGAGCAGAUUGUACGGAAAGACUUUGCGCUGGACUCUGAGGAGUCUCGCAUGAGAGUGGCUGCCCACCAUAUGAUGCGGAACCUUACUGCCGGCAUGGCCAUGAUCACCUGCCGUGAGCCGCUGCUUAUGAGCAUUGCCACAAACUUGAAGAACAGUUUUGCCACGGCAAUGCGGGUAAAAUAGCAGAUUACUCUUGGGUUUUAUUUGCGUUUGAACUUAAAAUUCCCCAAACUACUUUUUAACUUGUGUAAACGGUGUGCAGUCCUGUACCACGCCUAUUCAAAAAGCACAUCUAGAGCUUCUUAUUGAGAUUCCCUUUCUAUUCCUGGUGCUUGGAGAAUACCUUGUUUAGGUUAGAAUGGCUUUGUGCUUUUACGACAGAGCCCUAUUGUAAAUACCAUUGUUUUGACCUCAGAAGUUGCUAAGAUUGUAUUUGUGGUGUGUUUGAAUAUGCUGCCGUUUGGGUUAUCGUAAUCUGUGAAUUUUAAUGUUUGCUCUCCUGUCUCCAGGCAGCUUCCCCCCAGCAGCGGGAGAUGAUGGAGCAGGCAGCAGCACAGCUUGCCCAAGACAACUGUGAGUUGGCCUGCUGCUUUAUACAGAAAACUGCUGUGGAAAAAGCUGGACCUGAAAUGGAUAAGAGGCUUGCAACUGUAAGUACCAUGUGAUUACCUUCAGACAGCUGUGCAAUCAAAGAAUACUGGCACCAUAAUCACUAGAGCCUGUAAUGGUUGUAGGAGUGGUCUGGUGCUGUUCUAAUGUAACUUGUCAAACUCUUUCAAAAUUGCAUGACUACUUACCGUAGUCACCCAGUACCUACACCACAUCCCAAUAGCUUGCUAAGCACUGCCAAGUCUGGACCAUGCUCAUUGGCAAGUGCCAAGUUGAUGCCCUCGGCCAGUAAGUGCAGUCCUGCAUGACUUGGCUCAGAACCUUGCUUACUCUGCUUAACAAAUCUGGAAGCUGGGACCCAAGAAAGCUGGUUCAAUUUUUAAAUGGGUACCCUGCUGGGGUACUCCAGACACCCUAAACACAAGGAUGCUUGAAUUGAAUGGUUCUUUUAAACUAAGUAAUUGCUGACUUGUAUUUGCAGUCUAAAUGUUGAACCUUUUUUGUACUUUAUUAGGCUGAAAACUGUUUAGACAGUACGACUGUACUGGAAUAUUUUUAUUUUAUUUCCAUUACUCUGUGGGCUUAACUUUAAAGCUCAGGGAAUAUUUUAGAAGAGAGAAUUUUUUAUUUUUACAUGUAUCGCCAAACCAUGAAUCUCUGUAGUUUUUGACCACAUGAAUUUAAACCCAUUAAUGUGCAUGUUUUCAGGAAUUUGAGCUGCGGAAGCAUGCCCGACAGGAAGGACGUCGUUACUGUGACCCUGUAGUGUUAACCUACCAGGCAGAGCGUAUGCCGGAGCAGAUCCGGCUCAAAGUAAGUGUCUUAGUCUCUCACGUUGUGGGGGAGGUUGACUUGAAUUCUUGCUCAAAGUAAUUAUUGAGCGAAUAGUCGCAAACAUUAGACCUCUUUCUGGCCGUUGCUCGAUAUACUGGUAAUGUGGUGUAGUUCUCUUUGAGGAAAAACUUUAUGGUCCGCACAUAUGCCAUGUUAACACCUGAAAAAUAUCAGAAUAAACUGAAAACCUGAAUUGCAUACCUUCUAGACCACACACAUUAAAAGGUUUAACUCUGCUUUACUAUUUUAACUAAACAAUUUUUCUAAUCUGUCUGAAAUUCAAAGCAAAAUGCAUGUCCUCUAUAUUUUCACACAGGUUGGAGGCGUGGACUCUAAACAGCUGGCUGUUUAUGAAGAGUUUGCACGGAACGUUCCUGGAUUUCUUCCAACCAAUGACCUGACCCAACCCACAGGAUUCCUUGCACAACCAAUGAAGGUACCAGAAAGGAAUGUGAAACCCACACUGUACUGUGAUUGCACCUUCUGGGGCAUACUGCAUUGAUAUUGUACAAGUGUGAUUUUCCCCUCUCUACUUCACAGCAACAAGCCUGGGCCACAGAUGAUGUUGCCCAGAUCUAUGACAAAUGCAUUACAGAGCUGGAGCAGCAUUUGCAUGCAAUACCACCCACACUAGCAAUGAACCCGCAGUCCCAGGCCCUGCGCAGCUUGUUGGAGGCGGUGGCACUGGCUCGCAACUCUCGCGAUGCUAUUGCUGCUCUUGGACUCUUACAGAAGGUGACUAUACAAAAAGAUGUGUAGAAAUGGCUGGCUGUCAACAGUUCUAGAUCUGUUACUGGUCGGCCUGGCUACAGAAUGUAUUCUAUACUGAGAUCUGUUUCUUGUAAUAAACAGAAUGUAAUAAUGGAACGAGCAUGCCAGGCUGCCAUAUUACUUUAAAGAUUCAAAUUGUUGCUGACACCUUUUACCUGGGGGAAGUGAAGUGUUUGUUAUAGGUCUUUUAAUCUUUCCUGUUGACAUGCUAAUUUUAAAUGGCUUCACCUCUGCAGGCCGUGGAGGGUCUUCUGGAUGCCACCAGUGGUGCUGAUGCAGACCUUCUCCUUCGUUAUCGGGAAUGUCAUCUCUUGGUCCUGAAGGCACUGCAGGAUGGCCGGGCAUACGGCUCUCCGUGGUGCAACAAACAGAUAACCAGGUUUGUAUUUCCCCAUCUCUUCAUUGUGGAAGCCUUGAAACUAUUUGCUCGCAUGUAUAAUGUCUGGCUUGUCUAACUGAGCACACCCGUGUUAAGGAUUAGUCUGCAUUCUGUAUCCGUAUCCCCUAAAGAGGCACUAUAUGUUCCUUUCCUCCUGCAGGUGUCUGAUAGAGUGCCGAGAUGAAUAUAAAUACAACGUUGAAGCCGUGGAGCUUCUGAUCAGAAAUCACCUAGUGAACAUGCAGCAGUACGACCUUCACCUGGCUCAGGUAAUGCAGUUAAAGGUAUGCAACUUGUGAGUGUUCACUCUUUACCUGAUGUGGGUGGCUGGGGACUGGGAUGAUGUUUAGCUGCUUGAUUUCCUUAUCUGUAUUUAGUGGGACAUGCAUUAGCGUAAUCUUUAUAGUGACCUUUUAUGCUGUAUUAAUUGACUGUAAAGUACUGCAGCCUGACAUUGAUGUUGGUGUCUUGUCCAUUCCUUUGUUGCCUAGUCCAUGGAGAACGGCCUGAACUAUAUGGCUGUAGCCUUCGCCAUGCAGCUGGUUAAGAUUCUGCUGGUGGAUGAACGCAGUGUAAGCCACGUGACUGAGGCUGAAUUCUUCCACACUAUCGAGACACUGAUGCGAAUAAAUGCCCACUCAAGAGGCAAUGCCCCAGAAGGGUGAGUGAAUGCCCUCCCCUGAAUAUUACAUGGUGUAGAUACUGGGGUUGUUGAUUCUACAUUUCUGUUAAAUGAAUAAUGGCUGUAUACUUUGCUUGUGGUAUUUUGUGGGUUUUAUCUAUAUCUACGCACCAUUUUUAAACCCAUUCCUAGGCUUUGGUAGGGGUUACGCUGUGGUGCAACAGUAUUUUCUGCUUUCCCUUACUGCGCCUUCCAUGUGCAGUGUUUGGUGAUGGCAGUGAACAUUGGCCGUGGUGUCUCUGUUGGUUGUCAAGGACUGAUGAAGAUCUUCAUAGCUGUGUAAGUUUGUGUAUUCUUGGUUAUUAAACCAGCAUCUUGUUUCCAGGCUCCCACAGCUCAUGGAUGUUCUGCGAUCCAAUUUCGAAGCCAUGAUUGAGCGUGCCCAAGGUGGGCCAAACUUCAUGAUGCAUUCUGGCAUUUCUCAGGCCUCCGAAUAUGACGAUCCGCCAGGCUUGAGAGAGAAGGCAGAGUAUUUGUUGAGAGAAUGGGUAAACCUCUACCAUUCAGCAGCAGCUGGGAGGGACAGUACCAAGGCAUUCUCUGCGUUCGUUGGCCAGGUAGAGACCUUUAUCUAUCAAAUGUUACAUGUUGUAAACCAAUUAACUCUUCUGGCCAUCACCUGAAGAUGGUUUUAAAACCAUGCUAGUACACCCUUAAAUAGAAACGUAAACUACAUGAUCUGUUUUCUGGUCUGUUCCUGUAUCAGACCUUGUCACGUCUGUAGUUAUAUACUGUGCAGUGCGUGAAACAAAGUCCUGAUUUACACACACUAGGGAACUUUGCCACGUGUGGAUUAUUUUAUUUAUUUUUUUAAAUGGUUAUGGUGUCAGGACUUAGAACACUUUGUCAUAUGAAAGCAUGCAGGCACAAAGUGGCAUAAUAGGGCUUAACAAUUUUAUAUACCAUGCACACGGCUGGAAGUGACCACUGGUACAGUCUAUUGUUGCUGCUCACACACCGGUACAUGCAGUACCUCUUGAGAGGGCAGUCAUUACACUUGCAAGUGCUCGUUUGUAGUGUCCCUGCACAUCUGGAAGCUGGGCGUCUUUAAAGCAUCACUUUAGAGCCAUUUUCUGCCUAACUUGUCAAAUGAAAACCUGCCACCACAAGUGCUGCCUAGUGUCUUUAAUAUCAGUUUGACAUUAACCAGGGCUCGCUUUGCAUGCAUGGACUGGCCCCAAUCUCUGCCUUUUUGAGAAUUAACACUACUGUAUGGGUCAGUCUGUAUAGGAUGGACAGAAUCCAUUUUGAUGUGGAGGUGUAAAUUCUGCAUCUAUAGAGCUACUGUGGGGCAGACCAUUGGCACAAAGUACGUUGGUUUCAAAACAGCUUGAUAUUAAACCACCACCACAAGCUGGAGCCGUUUACAUUUUCUAGCACUUUCUUGUCUGACAUCUGCAGAUGGACAUCCGGACUAUUUAUUUAUUAAUUAAACUUUUCUAUUCUCAGAUGCAUCAGCAAGGUAUCCUGAAGACUGAUGAUCUGAUCACUCGCUUCUUCCGCUUAUGUACGGAGAUGUGUGUAGAGAUCAGCUACCGCGCCCAGGCAGAGCAGCAGCACAACCCUGCUGCCAAUCCCACCAUGAUCCGAGCCAAGUGCUACCAUAACCUGGAUGCCUUUGUGCGGCUGAUUGCUUUGCUGGUGAAGCAUUCUGGGGAAGCCACUAACACAGUCACAAAAAUAAAUCUCUUGAACAAGGUGGGCGUGUAGUUUGUUUGUGGGAAUUGGACACCUUUUAGGGAACUCUGUGAUGUGCUUACACCUUCUCCCUGUGACAGGUUCUUGGUAUUGUGGUGGGAGUCUUAUUACAAGACCAUGAAGUAAGACAGAGUGAAUUCCAGCAGCUGCCAUACCAUCGGAUAUUCAUCAUGCUUUUGCUGGAGUUGAAUGCACCUGAACAUGUCUUAGAAACCAUAAACUUUCAGACACUGACUGCAUUUUGGUAUGUUUGCACCUAGAUCCACUAUCAUUGUCUAAUUUGAGCUCUCUGAGAGAAGUCGUGUAGCAUAUAGAAAUGCCGUUAAUUCUAUCUGUACUCUCUGAACCGUUAAUUUGCAGUUUCCUGCAAGAUAAAUUAACAGCUAUCUCUCUUGCAGCAAUACCUUCCAUAUCCUCCGGCCAACCAAAGCAGCAGGGUUUGUCUAUGCCUGGCUGGAACUAAUCUCUCAUCGUAUAUUUAUUGCUCGAAUGUUGGCUCACACCCCGCAACAGAAGGUGAGCUGAUCUAAGCUGGAGGUAUAUGUGUGCGUGUGUAGUGACCAUGUGAACUGAACCCCUCUAUUUACUUACACAGGGCUGGCCCAUGUACGCACAGCUACUCAUUGACCUCUUUAAGUACCUCGCUCCAUUUCUGAGGAAUGUGGAACUCACCAAACCUAUGCAAAUCCUCUAUAAGGUAUGUCACACAGGGAAUGCUGAUACCGAAUGUUCUGCUGACGCUUCCACUUCCUGUUUUGAUGGUGUGUCCCACUGUUUUGUACAGGGCACCCUGCGUGUAUUGCUUGUGCUACUUCAUGACUUCCCAGAGUUCUUGUGUGACUAUCACUACGGCUUCUGUGAUGUGAUUCCACCCAACUGCAUCCAGUUGAGGAACCUAAUUCUGAGUGCCUUCCCACGAAACAUGAGACUUCCGGAUCCUUUUACCCCCAACCUCAAGGUAUUGGCAAUUCAGUAAUCGCAUCAAGCUUUGUAUAUAGAGCCUACUGCUGGCACCAUGGAACCAAUCAAGUCUGCAAUGUUAGGUGGUUGUGUCCUGCUAGUUAGUGGUAUGGUAGUGUAAUAAGGCACCAUUUUUUUAAACCAGUGUCUGUACUUGGACAGUGGCUACGCUGUGGUGCGACAGAAUGACCCGUGCUCCUUUAACGCUGGUAGCUGCCAAUACAGUAAGCAGAUUACAGCCGGAGAGCUUGGGGACAGGUUAUACUGUUGGGUUUAGACUUUCCACGUAGAACUGGAUUCCUGCAUGCAGUUUGAGUAUCUCAUCAAGCAGGGAUUUAUUGCAUCCUGUUUAUCUUGGCUUCUAGGUGGACAUGUUAAGCGAGAUAAACAUUGCCCCUCGAAUCCUUACAAACUUUACGGGAGUGAUGCCUCCACAGUUCAAGAAGGACUUGGAUUCUUACCUUAAAACCCGGUCCCCGGUCACGUUCCUAUCGGAACUCCGCAGCAACCUGCAGGUAAAUGCACAGAAUGCCGAGAGGAGCUGGAGUUUGCCCUCUAGAAGCGGGCUUGCAACUUACCUUUCUGCCCCCUCCUGUGGCUUUCUAGGUAUCGAACGAGCCUGGAAACAGAUACAACAUCCAGCUGAUAAAUGCUUUAGUACUGUAUGUGGGGACACAAGCGAUUGCUCACAUCCACAAUAAGGGUAGCACUCCAUCCAUGAGCACCAUCACACACUCUGCUCACAUGGACAUCUUCCAGAAUCUGGCCGUGGACCUGGACACUGAAGGUGAGGUUUUAUUGCAGGGCUGUGUGGCCUAAAAUCCUGCAGAGCUAUUUACAAUUCAUUGUUUUAUUCUCUUUAGGUCGUUACCUGUUCUUGAACGCGAUUGCCAAUCAGCUGCGUUAUCCCAAUAGCCACACUCACUACUUCAGCUGCACCAUGCUUUACCUCUUCGCUGAGGCAAACACUGAAGCCAUCCAGGAGCAGAUAACCAGGUGGGGCGCCACUACCUCUUUAGCUACAGUAAUUCCGAAGUCAACAUGAAAUGUGCCCCCGAGGUUGUGUCUAUAGUCCAUCCCAGUCUUUCAUACCAUGUGCUCGUAUCAUGCUGCAGAAUAAAGCGAAAUUAAAAUGGUAAACGUUUAGACUGAAAUCUUGCUUUCUUUUUCUCACUUUCCCCUCUGUAGGGUUCUGUUGGAGCGGUUAAUUGUGAACAGGCCACACCCAUGGGGCCUCCUGAUUACCUUUAUUGAGCUAAUUAAGAACCCAGCCUUCAAGUUCUGGAACCAUGAGUUUGUUCACUGUGCGCCAGAAAUUGAGAAGUAAGUUAAUUUCACAACUGUUAGCUUGUCUUAAAUCUGAUUAGAUCUAUCCACACCUGUGACGGUCUCUUUUCCCCACUCACCCACCUGUGACGGUCUCUUUUCCCCACUCACCCACCUGUGACGGUCUCUUUUCCCCACUCACCCACCUGUGACGGUCUCUUUUCCCCACUCACCCACCUGUGACGGUCUCUUUUCCCCACUCACCCACCUGUGACGGUCUCUUUUCCCCACUCACCCACCUGUGACGGUCUCUUUUCCCCACUCACCCACCUGUGACGGUCUCUUUUCCCCACUCACCCACCUGUAGCGGUCUCUUUUCCCCACUCACCCACCUGUGGCGGUCUCUUUUCCCCUCACCACCUGGCGGCGGUCUCUUUUCCCCACUCACCCACCUGUGGCGGUCUCUUUUCCCCCACUCACCCACCUGUGGUCUCUUUUCCCCACUCACCACCUGUGGCGGUCUUUCCCCACCCACCUCACCUGUGGUCUCUUUUUCCCCCACCCACCUCACCUGUAGCCCGGUCUCUUUCCCCCACCACCUCACCUGCUGUGGUCUCACUUUUCCCACCACCUCACCUGUAGCCGGUCUCUUUUCCCCACCCACCUCACCUGUGGCCCGGUCUUUCCCCACCCACCUCACCUGUGGCGGUCUUUCCCCCCCCCACCCCCUCACCUGUGGCAGUCUCUUUCUCUCCCCCACCUCACCUGUGGCUUGGUCUCUUUCUCCCCCACCUCACCUGUAGCGGUCUCUUUCUCCCCCCACCUCACCUGUAGCGGUCUUUUCCUCCCCCCCACCUCACCUGCUGACCCCCCCACCUCACCUGUGGCCCCCCCCACCUCACCUGCUGACCCCCCCCACCUCACCUGUGAUCUCUCUUUCCCCCACCUCACCUGUGGCGGUCUUUCCCCACCCACCUCACCUGCUUGAGCGGUCUCUUUCCCCCCACCUCACCUGUAGCGGUCUUUCUCCCCCCACCUCACCUGUGGCGGUCUUUCCUCCCCCCCACCUCACCUGUGACCCGUGACCCCCCCACCUCACCUGUGACGGUCUCUUUCCCCCCCACCUCACCUGUGACUGUCUUUUUUUUACCCAUCUGUGACGGUCUUUUUUUUUUUCCCACCCACCAACCUGGGACAGGGUUUCCUCCCCCACCCAUCCCCACAGUGCUCUUCCCAGCUUAGCUUGUACCACACUCUUUAUAAGGGUGACCUGUCUCCUUAUACUGCCAGUGUUACUAAUCAUCCCUUUUAACUGAUCCGAAUGUGAUUGGUGUCAAUGAGCUGACCGGUCUCUUCCUCCCUAGGUUGUUCCAGUCUGUCGCUCAGUGCUGUAUGGGGCAGAAACAAGCCCAGCAAGUGAUGGAAGGCACAGGUGCCAGUUAGGAGCCUGCUUUUCAGAAAACUGAUUCCAACUGCUCUGAGCCUGAACAACAAACGUCUAAUGUGAAGAAUCCCCAACUGUACACGUUUAACUUUUUUGCAAAUUUAUUUUUGUUUUUCCCCAAAAUGUCCCGCUCCCCCUGCACCUGAUGGCCAUAUCAUUCACAGCACAAAUUUGAGCCAGGAGUCGGCAGGAUGACAUAUCUUCUGUUUUGAAUGGGGUGGUGGAAUGAAGUCUGGCAAAUUUUAGUUUUUCCCUCAUACUCCCAUAUGUCCAAUAUUUGGCCAAAACUGUUAGAAUGUUGUGAAUAUAUAUAUAUAUAUUUUUCUUUUCUUGAUCUCUUGUAAAUACUGAUCUCAAAUGCAACAAAAACAUAACCCUCUUAGUGUGGGCUGGUCUUUUCAUGGGUUGGCGCUGCACUGGCAGGCUGUGGGAGGUUAUGGUUAUUAACUGCUUCACUUCCAGAGGUUUGCCUGGGCAACUCUUCAGCAGAUGAACUUUUUGCUAGUGAGUGGGACUGCUGGACACCAAGCACUUGUGUGGCAAUGGGGUGUGACGGGGAACAGCUGGGGAAAUAACUCUGAGCCUAUUUAAAGGUCACAGCUCCCUCUGCGCUAAGCAACAAAGUCAAGUUUAUUCCUGCAGCCUUUGAAGGCCUGUGCUGUGCUCUUUAAAUACUUGUCAAUCCUACUGCUUUCACUUUGUUUACAGACUCUGUCCUCUGUAAGGCUGGGUGGGGUGAUGGGUACUGUGUACAGUUAAUCUCUGCCUCCAGCUGAUCAGAACGUUUCACCAGGGUGUGACGAGCUUCUGCCAUUUGGCUUGUAAAGAGAACCAAACACUAUUUUAUUUUAUUUUUGACAAUUGUAAAUGAUCAAUGUGGGAGCUUGCUUUAAGGAGUUAUUAGCUGCCUCCCUUUACCCCUCGAAACAAGACUUGAGUUUGUAAAGAAAAAAAUAAAUAAAUCCUGGACCAAUACAGGCCAUUUUGUAAGAAAUUUUGACUGUUUUGUAAAUGUAUUGGUCCUGUGUUGUAUUUUGUAGGCUUUCAGUUGACCCACAUGUAUGUAUGGAUUCUGUAGUUACACAUUAAAGUCAUGACAUGCAGCAAACCUUGUGUUAUUUUGCUGUAUUUCCCUCUUUACUGGCCAAAAGUUGUCAUGCUUUCUCUUAAUAUCAAUUUUUAUUUUAUGUAAAUACAAACCUCUUCUGUCAGAAGAACGGAUAAAAUGAAGCCGAAGCUCCCUCUCAGAUUUGGCCCAGGAACGGACAUGCAGUGUUUAUUUCAAUAAAUCAAUACCUCCCAUUGAAUCACAUGCAAUAUAUGCUGCUACAUGUUCAGGACAUUGGAGGGGAAUGCAUGAUCGAUGAAUGUCUGCUACGUGCCCACCUAUUCUGUUUAUACCUCAUUAACCCCCAUACAUGCUGCUCCUCAGGACCGCAAUGGGAAAU